Eucalyptus grandis is the source of this 1093-nucleotide messenger RNA. RefSeq names its product probable carbohydrate esterase At4g34215. Lineage: Eukaryota; Viridiplantae; Streptophyta; Magnoliopsida; Myrtales; Myrtaceae. The transcript has 2 exons. The record is from RefSeq and is a predicted model, not a curated record. The annotation marks the transcript as partial.
AUAAAGCUGCCCCUUUCUCAUCCUCCUCCGUCUUCUUCCAUUUUUGUUAGCCAAUCGUCGAUCGAGUCCUCCAAACCCCCAACAAAUCCCCCCUUCCAUGGCCGCCGCCGCCUCCGCCCCGGCGCAACCCCGGCGCCGCCGCCUCCCCCGCCGCCCGCCAAGCACAUCUUCAUCCUCUCCGGCCAGAGCAACAUGUCCGGCUACGGCGGCGUCACCCGCCACCACGGCUGGGACGGGGUCGUCUCCCCGGAGUGCCGCCCCGACCCCUCCGUCCUCCGCCUCAGCGCCGACCUCCGGUGGGAGGAGGCCCGGGAACCCCUCCACCGCGACAUCGGCACCCGGAAGGCCUGCGGCGUGGGCCCGGGGAUGGCCUUCGCGAACGCGGUGAGGGAGCGCGGCGGGGUCGCGGGGAUGGCGGUGGGCCUGGUGCCGUGCGCGGUGGGGGGGACGGCGAUCCGGCAGUGGGCCCGCGGGGAGGAGCUGUACGAGAGCAUGGUGAGGAGGGCGAGGGCGAGCGUGAGGGACGGCGGCGGCGGCGGCGAGAUCAAGGCGCUGCUGUGGUACCAAGGCGAGAGCGACACCUCCACGCAGCACGACGCGGAGGCGUACGGGGAGAAGAUGGAGGCGCUCAUCAAGAACGUGCGCGACGAUCUCGGCCUGCCCUCCCUUCCCGUCAUCCAGGUCGCAAUCACGUCGGGGGACGCGAGGUACAUGGACAUAGUGAGACGGGCACAGCUCGGAAUCAAGCUCCCGAACGUCGUGUGCAUCGACGCGAAGGGGAUGCCACUCAAUGACGACCACAUUCACCUCACCACUCAUGCCCAGGUCCGCCUCGGCCACAUGCUGGCCGAUGCGUACCUCCAGCACUUCACACCAUAGCCCCACCCCCCCAACAAAAAAGAAGAAGAAGAAGAAGAAGCCACAAAACAACUUCUUCUCUUGUGCUCGCUCUUCUUUCAUGUAAUAAUGUCAAAGUUCCAUCCUCCCGUCCUUUCAAGGCGGGCUGGGUGAGGUUUGUUCCAAGGGAUGAUUCUAAGUGUGAUUCGCCAUACAAUUGAGUGUAAGAAAUUCCAAGUAGUUCUCUCUUCUUCUU